AUGCUGGAGGAGCUGUCUCUUGCCUCAAACCGAGGCUCCCGUCUGUUCAAAAUGCGCCAGAGACGCUCAGAAAAAUACACUUUUGAGACCAUCCAGAAUGAGAACAACAAUAAGCUCAAUAACAUGAUACUUUCUCAAACUGAGAAUGGGAGUGCCACAGACAACCACAGCAGCCAGAACAAUGCGGAUGGCGACCAGUCACCUGCUGUGCCAUCUGACACACCAGAUACAAGCAUGGUGGCAGAUCCAAACAGCAUCGCCCCAGGGUACGGAGGUCCUUUGAAAGGCAUCCCUCCGGAGAAGUUCAACAGUACAGCUGUACCAAAGUCCUACCACUCACCCUGGGAGCAGGCCAUCAUCAGUGACCCGGCAUUGGUUGACAUGCUCAUCACCCAUAUGCCGGAGCCGGAGCCCAAACAAGAUCUACCAGGAUACAAAAGUUUCAACAGGGUGGCAACCCCGUUCGGUGGUUUCGGCAAAGAACCUAGACCUGCUCCCAUCAAGGCCCUCCAGGUGGAACCCCUCCCCAACUACCCCGAGCUCCAGGGGGACGCGGAGGUGGAUCGACCCUCCUUCAACAGAUCUGCUCUGGGGUGGGUGUCGACCGGCGGCCCAAUCCCCCUCCAGACAGUUUCCUUUGAGCCUGGGCUCAUCCCUGAGUCAGAGGACCUUUGA
This is a messenger RNA of Anoplopoma fimbria (sablefish), 675 nucleotides long. It is a transcript of the gene myoz2a, whose product is annotated as myozenin 2a. Gene Ontology annotation, molecular function: telethonin binding; actin binding; FATZ binding. Gene Ontology annotation, cellular component: actin cytoskeleton; Z disc. The transcript is spliced from 4 exons. The record is from RefSeq and is a predicted model, not a curated record. NCBI's taxonomy places the organism in Eukaryota, Metazoa, Chordata, Actinopteri, Perciformes, Anoplopomatidae. Bases 1 to 675 code for a protein of 224 amino acids.